CAUCUGAAGCACUUUGUUGCAUUGAUGUUUUAAGGUGCUUCACUCACUUUAAGUAGCUGCUAUCAGGAUUUUUUUUUUGUGUGUGUGUAACCUAAGCCUCGCUUUCACUGAAUAUCUUUUUCAUAUACAGUGUGCAUUUUGUUUUUGGACCCAGAAAAUAUUAAUGGAAUGCAAUCAUGUCCACCCAGGACGAAAGGCAGAUCAAUACUGAAUAUGCAGUUUCAUUACUGGAGCAGCUGAAACUGUUCUAUGAACAGCAGCUACUAACAGACAUAGUAUUAAUUGUUGAGGGCACUGAAUUUCCAUGUCACAAAAUGGUUCUCGCAACAUGCAGCUCUUAUUUCAGGGCAAUGUUUAUGAGUGGACUGAGUGAAAGUAAACAGACACAUGUACGUUUAAGAAAUGUGGAUGCUGCGUCUUUGCAAAUCAUAAUAACAUAUGCAUACACGGGUAAUUUGGCAAUAAAUGAGAGCACUGUAGAACAGCUGUACGAGACUGCAUGCUUUUUACAGGUAGAUGAUGUGCUGCAGCUGUGUAGAGAAUAUCUAAUUAAAAAAAUCAAUGCCAAAAACUGUGUACGUCUGCUGAGUUUUGCUGACAUGUUUAGCUGUGAAGAGCUAAAGCAGAGCGCCAAAAGAAUGGUGGAGCACAAAUUUGCAACUGUCUACCAUCAGGAUGCUUUCAUGCAACUGUCCAGUGAGCUUUUAAUUGACCUUGUAAGCAGCGACAAUCUGAAUGUGGAGAAAGAAGAGACCGUAAGAGAAGCCGCAAUGUCCUGGCUAGACUAUAACACUGUGUCACGCUCGCAGUAUUUGUCCACUGUUCUCAGCCACCUUCGUAUUGAUGCUUUGUCUGAGGUGAUACAACGGGAAUGGUUUCAAGGUCUGCCACCAAAUGAUAAAUCGGUGGUGGUGCAGGGACUCUACAAAUCUAUGCCAAGAUUUUUUAAGCCAAGACUUGGCAUGACUAAAGAGGAGAUGAUCAUUAUAAUCGAAGCUUCUUCAGAAAAUCCUAAUUAUUUCUCCUCAAUUUGUUACAGUCCCCAAGCAGAGAAAGUUUACAAGCUUAGUAAUCCUCCUUCUGAGCUACACAAAGUUGGGGCCGUAGUGACUCCUGACAAUGAUAUUUUUAUAGCUGGUGGACAAGUCCCUCUAAAAACUCCUAAAAGCAAUCACAGCAAGCCAAAUAAACUUCAGGCUGCUUUCAGGACUGUGAAUUUUUUUUUCUGGUUUGAUGCCCAGCAAAAUACCUGGAUUCCAAAGACCCCUAUGUUGUCUGUCCGUACAAAACCUUCAUUAGUGUGGUGUGAUGGAUACAUCUAUGCAAUAGGAGGAGAUAGUGUUGGAGGAGAGCCAAAUCGAAGAACUGUGGAAAGAUAUGAUUGCGAGAGAGAUGAGUGGACGAUGGUGAGCCCUCUCCCAUGCGCAUGGCAGUGGAAUGCUGCUGUUGUGGUCCAUGAUUGCAUUUAUGUAAUGGCGCACAAUUUGACAUACUGUUACAUUCCAAGGUCUGGCAUCUGGGUGGAAAUGGCUAUGAGGCAAACCAGUAGAUGCUUUGCAUCAGCCGCUGCCUUUGAAGACAAAAUCUUCUACCUCGGAGGUCUGCAUACUGGUGGCAGUUCUGGAAUAAGGCACCACUCUAACACUGUGGAUGGCUCUUCCAUAACUGUUGAAGUAUAUGAUGUGAAUAAAAAUGAAUGGUACGCAGCGGCUAACGUUCCCGCCAAGCGUUACUCUGAUCCCUGUGUUCGAGCAGUUGUUGUAUCCAAUUCCUUGUGUGUAUUUAUCCGAGAAAGUCACAUGCAUGAAAAAGCCAAGUAUGCAAUCUAUCAGUAUGACAUGGACCUUGAUCAGUGGUUUUUGCGUCAGCAGAUUUCAGAGCGUGUCCUUUGGGAUUUAGGCAAAGAGUUUCGGUGCACUGUAGGCAAGCUGUACCCUUCAUGCCUUGAAGUGUCCCCGUGGAAACCACCAACACAUCUUUUCUCACCGGAUGGGGCUGAUGAGUUUGAACUUGAUGGAGACAUGGUUACGUUGCCCUCUGUAUAGCUGGCUAGAUGCCGGAGACUGUUUGCAUGGAUCUACGUUCCUCAAUGCAAGUUCUUUAUACUGUUAAGGAUAUGGGCCGUGAAAAUAAGUUUGCACCGCUUACUUUUCGACCUUGUUUUUACGCCCUACGUAUCAUAUUUGUAGCCUUUAAUGCAUUUAUAGGGGGAUAUGCUUCCAUUUUCAGAAAAUUUUGAAAAGCUAAUGGAAAGAGAAAAGCAAAAACUCUCCUCAUCGAUGUGUGUGUAUAUAUAAAAUUCACACAGGCACCAGCCUUAGCAUUAUGUUCACCAAAAGCAUUUGUUACCCUCUGAUUUUUUUCUCUCUCCACCACUUUGUUCUUAUCAAUUGAAACAGUGUAUAAAUUACUGAAAAUUGGUUCCUGUUACUCUAAGCAGUGUGACCUGAUCCCACCAUGUAUUUCUAGAUACAUAAAAUAAUGCUUGAUAAAAUAA
This is a messenger RNA of Spea bombifrons (plains spadefoot toad), 2497 nucleotides long. It is a transcript of the gene KBTBD2, whose product is annotated as kelch repeat and BTB domain containing 2. The transcript is spliced from 3 exons. The record is from RefSeq and is a predicted model, not a curated record. Lineage: Eukaryota; Metazoa; Chordata; Amphibia; Anura; Pelobatidae. Gene Ontology annotation, molecular function: protein binding. The coding region runs from base 177 to 2045 and encodes 622 amino acids.